Harpegnathos saltator (Jerdon's jumping ant) is the source of this 1738-nucleotide messenger RNA. RefSeq names its product DNA polymerase delta small subunit. Lineage: Eukaryota; Metazoa; Arthropoda; Insecta; Hymenoptera; Formicidae. Bases 215 to 1555 code for a protein of 446 amino acids. Gene Ontology annotation, cellular component: delta DNA polymerase complex. Gene Ontology annotation, molecular function: DNA binding. Gene Ontology annotation, biological process: DNA strand elongation involved in DNA replication; DNA replication. The transcript has 6 exons. The record is from RefSeq and is a predicted model, not a curated record.
UAUUUUUAGCUGAUUUUUAAUAGCAUGACGAAUUUUUCUCGAUCUCUAUUUACCAACGAGGGAUAAAAAUCAAAAGGAAUCGAACAUGAUCGAUUUCCAUCCGUCGACUUUCAGUUCUUUUUAGCGCAAUGACUGUUUAUCAAAUUAUUCAAAUGAUGAAACUAUUGACUUUGAGAAAUUUCAGAGACGAAUUAGUCUCCGCGAAUUUGAAAUAAUGAUGGAGUGCGACGAAUACAAGCGGAAAGUUGUUUCCUUCAAUGACUUUGGCAGAUUCAAACUGCUCGACAGAAGAUACGAUAACAAUUCUCUCAAUAUAUAUACAGCGAGGCUGAACGAUUUGAGAGAAGACACAUUGCGCAAAGCGAAAUUGAAAUGGGUGGGCUAUUCACACGUGGAGAUCUCGCAUCUGGUUGUGGAAGAUAAGGAAAAAUCUUACAUUUUGAUAGGAGUGCUAUGUAAAGACGAUCUAAAGGAAAAGUUAAAACUUUCGUUAUUACGUGACAUCAACAAUGAGCCACAGCAGGGAAUGCAGACAAGUCAGAAUUACACAUCCAACUAUAUCAAAAUAUUCCUGGAGGAUGAAACAUCACGUGUUAGACUAAUGGGAAAUCACAUGGAUAUGCAAGAAAUCAUCACAGGAGUUGUAUGUGCGGUAUUUGGACAUGAAACAGAAACUGGAGCUUUCUGGGUAGAGGACUGGUGUUUCCCAGGAUAUUGCUCAAAACCCUGUACAUCAAAUGGCUCCUUGACAGAGGGUGGCAAAAUUCUGUUGGUCUCUGGCUUGGAUCUGGUGAAUAAUACAGAUGACCUUAGUUUGGACCUGCUUUUAGAAUGGGUAACUGGAAUGGCAGGAUGCACAAAUGCGCAGAAAGAAGAAGCAAUAGUCACUAAAGUCAUUAUUGCUGGGAACAGCAUUCGAAGUUCUGCCAAAAUAUACAACUACAAAGGCUAUUAUGAGACUAAAAUGCAGGAUCAACGUAAGAUUAAGGAAGAUCUAAUGGCGAUGCAGAAGCUGGACUCUUUCCUCGCCAGUAUCCUCCAUUGCUGUUACGUCGUGCUGAUGCCGGGGCAGUUCGACCCGACCUCCUACUACAGUAUGCCCCAGCAACCGUUUCAUCCGUGUACUCUGCAGAAAUCGGCCAGGUUCAAGAGCAUGCACGGGGUGACUAAUCCCUGGAUCGGCGAUAUCGGCGGUCGUGUCGUAGCUGGUUCCUGUGGCGAGCCGAUCGCAGACAUCUUGAAGGUGGCCAAAUCGGAUGAAGUAUGCCCGUUGGAUUGGAUGGAGCGUACUUUGACUUGGAGGCAUUACGCUCCAACCGGCCCGAACACGUUGCCGGUUCACCCGUUCUUCAAGAACGACCCGUUCGUCAUGACGGAAUGCCCGGAUAUAUAUUUUGCCGGAAACAUGAAUACAUACGACUCGAGAUUGGUAGAAGGUGACGAAGGGCAAAUGGUGCGGCUAGUAUGCGUACCCAAAUUCUCGGAAACGAAAACAGCGGUGCUAGUCAAUUUGCAAGACCUGACGACGCAGCCCAUCUCAUUCGGCAGUGGCUGAUAUCGUUUGUGUAUCUGUGCAUUUGUAUAAUUGUAUAUAAGGUAACGUGUUGAAACAAUUACUUAUCAUGCAAGAGACUUAUUUCGUGCAAUGGAGCGCUGGAAAAUACGAUUUUAGUCUGCGUGACUUUCACGCAGGGGGCAAAGAGCAUCGACGAAAAACUCGAAGACUUCUCAAAUAUAU